Aplysia californica (California sea hare) is the source of this 574-nucleotide messenger RNA. RefSeq names its product nucleoside diphosphate kinase B. The coding region runs from base 31 to 540 and encodes 169 amino acids. Gene Ontology annotation, biological process: GTP biosynthetic process; CTP biosynthetic process; UTP biosynthetic process. The record is from RefSeq and is a predicted model, not a curated record. Gene Ontology annotation, molecular function: nucleoside diphosphate kinase activity. The transcript has 4 exons. Lineage: Eukaryota; Metazoa; Mollusca; Gastropoda; Aplysiida; Aplysiidae.
ACUUCCCUUUUUCCUUUCGGCUCAGCACGCAUGGUCGCUACACUCCUGUCAGUCCUCUCAGUCUUUGCCAACAAAAUGACUGAUCCAAGAGCCGAGCGUACUUUCAUUGCUGUCAAGCCUGAUGGCGUCCAAAGGGGACUUAUUGGUGAAAUCGUCAAGCGAUUUGAACAGAGAGGCUACAAGCUGGUGGCAGGAAAGUUGAUGUGGGCUCCCAAGGAUCUGUUGAGGAAUCACUACAAAGACCUGUCGGACAAGCCAUUCUUCCCCGGCCUUGUUGAGUACAUGAGCUCAGGACCUGUGUUUGCAAUGGUGUGGGAAGGCAAAGAGGUUGUCAAAAUGGGCAGGAAAAUGCUGGGUGCGACCAACCCUCUUGCCUCUGAGCCAGGCACCAUCCGUGGUGACUACUGUAUCGAUGUCGGACGCAACAUUUGCCAUGGCAGUGACGCGGUGGAGACUGCCCAGCGGGAGAUUGCCUUGUGGUUCAAGCCAGAAGAACUCAGCGACUACGAAUUUGCCAGCAAGCCUUGGAUCUACGAAUAAAUAUUUCUUCAAUAAAUAACCCGUACACCAAUUC